ACAACCGGGAGUGAAGAACGCCCACUUCGAAAAGUGACAGUGAAGACUGGAAUCACCGACGGGUUUCGUUUUGAAUUCCGAUUUUAAAGCUGAACCUGCCAUAGUGGAAGUGUUUUUGGUGAACUUUUUUAAAGCGGAUAGAAUCACUUGAAACGGAAGUGAGCGUGCAACAGUUGACAUGAGUGAGUGAUUCGAAUAGUUGUUUAUUUUGGAAAGCGGUGAAAUUUAUGGAAAUGAAAAGGAAAUAAUACUUUUUUCUCGUGAUUGUGCAUGAUAAAUGGAUUCGUUCCCCAACUGGACCUAUAGUGAGCAGUGAUUAGUGCCGCAGAUUCCAAGUGAUGCAACCGGCAAAACACAGUGGCGGAAUAUAAAUGUUAGCUGUGUCGAAGUGCAUAAAUUUCACUUAGCUUCAGUAACGUUCCUCACUUAUCAUUUAUUUCUUCAGUAAUUUUAUCAGUUCGUGCAUAACAAAUUAUCUGUCUGUCUGUCGCUCUCUAGAAGAAGAUCUCUUGUAGUAACAGGUAUAAACCAUCGUACGAUUCGAAUCAUUUAAUUUAAUAGUGAACUCCGUUUACUGGCACACACGACCUCCGUUCGGUCAUUCCGGGUGAAUCAUAAGUGUAGAGAGCUCACGGUUUCAACUGUGCUAGGAUAAGUAAUUCAUAUAGUUUAUUACGCACUACCACCACUCGACGACAACAAACUGCUCACAGUCCGAUCCGGAAAAUAUCGGACUCCGGAAGAAAAUGUUCCGUUUCCAGCAGCCCCAUCGAAACGGGCACCGGAAAAGAUGAACGAUAUCGGUGUCAGCAAUGCCACCAACUUCAGCAAGUACAUCGUAUCAACCUUGGUUUCAACAUCCGCCAACACUGCAACCGCCAUCGUCAAUGGUUCAGACACGAAGGAUGGUUCCCCCUGGCUCGUUUACCUCGAUGGCCGACAGCCGGAGCUGAUGGAACCAUGGGCCUACGUGGCUGCUGCAGUGACACUGUUUUUUAUUGGAUUUUUUGGAUUCUUUCUGAACCUGUUCGUGAUCGCACUUAUGUGCAAGGAUGUUCAGCUCUGGACGCCAAUGAACAUCAUCCUGUUCAAUGUGGUUUGUUCGGAUUUUUCCGUUUCCAUCAUCGGCAACCCGUUCACCCUGGCGUCGGCCAUUUCACACCACUGGAUAUUCGGUAGCAGGACAUGCGUUGCUUAUGGAUUUUUCAUGUCACUACUGGGGAUAACAUCCAUCACGACACUGACGGUGCUAUCGUACGAACGCUACUGCCUGAUCAGCUUGCCAUUCUCGACGCGGAACCUAUCCCGCCGGGGGGCCGUGUUUGCCGUGUUCUUCAUAUGGAGCUACUCGUUUGCCUUAACCUCGCCGCCCCUGUUCGGUUGGGGUGCGUACGUCAACGAGGCAGCGAACAUCAGCUGCUCCGUGAACUGGGAAUCACAGACAACGAACGCCACUACUUACAUCAUAUUCCUAUUCGUGUUCGGUUUAGUCGUACCAUUGAUCGUUAUUAUCUAUAGCUACACCAACAUUGUUAUCGUUAUGCGGCGGAACUCUGCCCGCGUCGGCCGCAUCAACCGUGCCGAGAAGCGUGUCACCUGGAUGGUGGCAGUGAUGGUGAUCGCCUUCAUGACGGCCUGGACACCGUACGCUGUGUUCGCGCUUAUCGAACAGUUUGGCCCCGCAGAGGUCAUCAGUCCGGCACUGGGUGUGCUGCCUGCACUGAUCGCCAAGUCCAGCAUCUGCUACAAUCCGAUUAUCUACGUCGGUAUGAACACCCAGUACAGAGCGGCCUUCAGUCGGGUGCGGAAGAACGAUCCCCUGAACAAUAAUACCACACUGAACCAGCCAACGAAAACGAUGACUAGAACGAGCAACGAUCUGGUCGAGUGUAGUUUUGACUUUUGUCGUAAGAAAACUCGACUGAAAGUGAAUCUCCCUGGUGCCAACAUUAUCAACAACAAUAACAACCACCACCAUUCGCAGUCAAACAAAGCGAGCUGCAUUCAGAGCGCGAUGAACGCGGUCGAUGCGUCACGAUCAGUGGACAGCGCCCAUCCGUUGAUGCAGUCGAACUAUGAACUAUCUGUGAUCAGAAGUAGCAGGUCGAUUUUAAUUCAAUCAAACUCGUUCCGGACCCAUCUGGUGUAGCAUAGUAGGAGGGACUUUGGAUGAGCCAAUCGUAUCCUGGUUGGGUAUGCAGGGAUGAUAAGCACAAUUAAAACUAAGAACCAACCAGCAAUGUUGAGGUUAGACCACACGCAGUAAACUGCUAGACGAAAAUAGUUCGUAGCAUGUACAAUCCGAUAGAACUGUAUACAUCGAAGAUUAUAUUUUUCUUUGAAACUUCUUUGCACAGACGAAACAGACAUAUCAAGCAACCCAAAAAUAGUUAAAAUAUGCACUAGCGCCAUCCAUACAAAAUAGCAUACUUUGCCAUUCAAGGCAUGCUUGCUUGGAUUGAUGAGAGUAAACAUUAAUUUACUAAUGGCAAUGAUAGAUGAAAUAUCUAAAUGUGUAGAUGGACGAACAGCAAUGUUUUAAAAACAAUCACUACUGUGUUGACUCGCGUUGUCAAGGCUCGCAUGCGGAGAUUCGUUUUUCUUUUGACACGAGGCGGCUAUUCCGAGCAGAGCCGUCAAUACAGAAUAUUUAAGAGGUCAAUCAAACAAGGAAAAGUUAUAAAUAUAUGUGCUGAAUUUCCUUUUUAUCAUUCGAUACUUGAUGGUCGACGAGUAGUGUACGGACGUACGUACUUAAACGAUUCUCAUAAACAAACGGCCAAUAAUUGCCGCUGUACUGUACGGAACAAACAGAUUCUUGCGUGAUUUGGGAAAUAAUCAUAACAAUUGUGUAGCAGAUUCCGUAGAGGAUACGAUUACCGUAAAUUUUGAUAGAAAUGAUUUUGUAAAAGCAUUAAUUAGCCGUGCUUUGAUUGGUGGUUUACUUGUUAGCACCGCCUUUUUGGCGAUGAACCACAUUUGAGAUAGGCAGCGUUGCCAAUGUUCCAGAUUUAUCUGGAAUCUUCCAGAUUUUUCCUAACUGAACAGACAUUUGUUCAAGCCAGACAUUUUUCUACGUUAAACCCCAGAAG
Molecule: messenger RNA, 3092 nt
Organism: Topomyia yanbarensis
Lineage: Eukaryota; Metazoa; Arthropoda; Insecta; Diptera; Culicidae
Product: vertebrate ancient opsin-like
Exons: 7
Coding region: 791-2149 (452 amino acids)
Biological process (GO): G protein-coupled receptor signaling pathway
Cellular component (GO): membrane; photoreceptor outer segment
Molecular function (GO): G protein-coupled receptor activity
Source: RefSeq, a predicted model, not a curated record